AUGUCUACUGUCUCUAGCGUUCCGACGCACGGGAAUUAUCAUGGGUAUUAUUCGAAACGACCGUUUCGCAACGAUGAGCGCUUGCUUUCACUUCCCUCAGGAUUGUUUAAGGGAGCGCGAGUACUGGACAUUGGAUGCAAUGAGGGAUGGGUGACCUGUGAAAUAGCUCAAUCGUAUGGUGCACACUUGGUCGUGGGCGUUGACAUUGACGAAAGCUUGAUCACUAAUGCGUGGCGACGGAGACGCGCUGUUUGGUCGUGUCAAGCACCCACAUACCCACGUACAUCAAACGAAGAGGACGAUCUAACUUCUGGUGACUCCAAACCAAGAAAAAGACGGAAGUUGCAGGAUGAGGGUUCUUCACAGGUCAACGAUACUCAGCCCAUACGUCAUUAUUUUCCUGCAUCUUGCGAACAUGAAUUCGGUUCACUGCCUAUUCCCCCAUCUUCAAACAGAGGAAAAAAUGUGUUUCCGCACAACGUCUCCUUUCGUACAGCAGAUUGGAUGAGAACGGACAUCCCUGAGGAUUCAGAAGGCUAUAACGUGGUUAUUGCGUUCUCAAUAUCGAAGUGGAUACAUUUAAAUGAAGGCGACGAGGGUCUUAAACUUUUCUUUCGACGAGUGUACGCAGUACUCAAGCCCGGCGGAAGCUUCGUGUUGGAGCCACAGCCCUGGGAAUCAUAUGCGAAGGCAAAGCGAAUGAAUCAGAAACUGAAAGAAAACGGUAAAAACCUAGUGAUCAGACCCUCAGAUUUCGAAGCUAUCCUAAGAGAGAUCGGCUUUGGACAUCCUCAACAUUUUGGGACAGUUGGUGAAGGAGGAUUCAGCAGACCUAUUGAUCUCUACAUUAAAGUUUAA
Molecule: messenger RNA, 858 nt
Organism: Psilocybe cubensis
Lineage: Eukaryota; Fungi; Basidiomycota; Agaricomycetes; Agaricales; Agrocybaceae
Exons: 6
Coding region: 1-858 (285 amino acids)
Biological process (GO): snRNA modification
Molecular function (GO): RNA methyltransferase activity; snRNA binding; O-methyltransferase activity
Source: RefSeq, a predicted model, not a curated record